This is a messenger RNA of Grosmannia clavigera kw1407, 2106 nucleotides long. Its product is annotated as amino acid transporter. Bases 1 to 2106 code for a protein of 701 amino acids. Gene Ontology annotation, biological process: amino acid transmembrane transport. The record is from RefSeq and is a predicted model, not a curated record. Gene Ontology annotation, molecular function: amino acid transmembrane transporter activity. The transcript has a single exon. NCBI's taxonomy places the organism in Eukaryota, Fungi, Ascomycota, Sordariomycetes, Ophiostomatales, Ophiostomataceae.
AUGGCUCAUUCUCCGCCGGACGAUUCACGCCUCUCGGCGAGAGAGAGACACGAUGCGCAAACUCUUGCAGAACAUCUUCCACCAGGCUAUACCGCGGAGUUUGUGCAGGGAGAAACCGAGAUCGGAGCUGACAUCUCUGGCGAGCGCACGCGUGACGGUGAGCCGUCAAACCGGGAGGUACGGCAGCAGUUGUCGUCUCCGCCUAUGCGGCCGUCGUCGACGACGUCUAAUGUCUCAGCUGGCAGCCGGCGUGAGGAGGUGUCGUCGUUGACGCUGCAGGGCGGAGACUUGCACCGAUCGCUGUUCCGGAUGGCCGAAGCACCAGCACGGACACAUGUGAUGCACCAGCCGCAGCCACAGGGCGAAACUUCGUCAUCGGCGUCGUCGAUACACCACCGGCGGGCGGCCACAGUGCACGAGCCGCUUGUCGGCGAUGGCAGCAGAAAAUACGGUAGCACUGCGGACCGAUGGGACCCAAAACCGAUGCCUGUGCGGGACAUGAUGGCGCCGCAGGGGUUCCGCCGAGCGUUUCUCCAACAGCGGCGGCAGCGCGGGGCGAUGCAGCGACGCCGAGAGCUGCGGCACGAGCGGCGAAGGAGCUCGUUUGGAGCAGCGCGGAUACCGAUCACGCGAAACUUUGUCGAGUUUCUGGAGCUGUACGGCCACUUUGCGGACGAGGACCUGGAGACGUCGGACGAGGAGGACGGGGGGCCAGAAGAAGAAGAAGAAGAAGAUGAGGACGAUAUGGAUCUGGAGAGGGGCGCGGGAAGUGGUGACGAGGACAGACGGCACGAAAGAGAGGCACUUUUGCCGCGACGGACAGCAAGCGGAGCAGGUGGCGAGAGCGGCAAGGCCAAGGCAGGGACGGCGCAGGCCUUCUUCACGCUGCUCAAGGCGUUUGUGGGGACAGGGAUCAUGUUCUUGCCCAAAGCCUACAACAACGGAGGGAUGGCGUUCUCGACGGCAACGCUGCUGGUGGUGGCAGUGCUGUCGAUGGCCGGGUUCCAGCUGCUGCUGCGGUGCCGACAGCAGUAUGGAGGCGGAUACGGCGACAUCGGGGAGGCGAUUGCGGGAAAACGGAUGCGCGGGUUGAUUUUGGGAUCGAUCACGCUGUCGCAGCUGGGGUUUGUGUGUGCGGGAAUGGUGUUUGUGGCAGAGAACAUGGCGUCGUUUGCGGCAGCAGUUCGGGCGAGCCACGGGGGUGACGACUCAGAUGAGGGGGUACCUUCGGCGGCGGUGCUGAUCGGACUGGAGGCGGCAGUGCUGGUGCCACUGGCACUGGUGCGAGACAUUGCACGACUGGGGCCGGUGGCGCUGGUGGGCGACGUGUUCAUUGCGGUUGGGCUGGCAUACAUGUACAGCUUCGACAUUUCGACCAUAUCGUCGCGCAAUUGGAGGCCUCACGAGACGGUUGAGCCUUGGUUCAAUCCGAGUGGCUACACACUGACGAUCGGAGCGGCCAUUUUCACGUUUGAGGGCAUCGGCCUGAUCCUGCCGAUCCAGUCUUCGAUGGCGCAACCGGAGCACUUUGGCCGGCUUUUGGGUCUCGUCAUGGCCAUCAUCACGGUCGCCUACGUCUCGGUUGGCGCGCUCGGCUAUGCCGCCUUUGGCGUCGAUACCCGCACCGAAGUCAUUGACAACUACCCGCGCGACAGUGCCCUCGUCCAGGCUGUCCAGUGUCUCUACGCCCUCGCCGUUCUGGCCGGUCUUCCUGUCCAGCUCUUUCCGGCCGUCCGGAUCCUGGAGGGACAGCUGUUCGGCUGGCUGGGCGGUCGGCUUGAAUCGUCGCGGGCGUCCGGCCAUCGCCUCUCCGGCAAGCGUGAUCCCCGCGUCAAGUGGGUCAAGAACGCUCUACGCGCCGCCAUGGUUGUUCUCUGCGCCGCCGUUGCCGUCGCCGGCGCCGGCCAUCUCGACCGCUUCGUCGCCCUCAUCGGCUCGCUCGCCUGUGUGCCCUUGCUGUUCAUCUACCCGCCCUAUCUUCACUGCCGCGGUGUCGCCGUCGGCACCGACCGCUGGCGAGCCCGUGCUGUUGAUGUUGUCCUCAUGGCCAUCGGCACCGUCGCCAUGGUCUACACGACUGCCGUGACGGUGGCUGAGGGAUUGUGA